CACAUCAUGAGCUUAUUAAACGUUUGCUCAUUUCUCUGGUGUAAAAGUGCAAGGUCUGUCAACUGAAAUGCAAAUAUGCAUCUGUCUCGACACGUUAUCUUCAUGUGGGGGCGGGUAGGGUGACCUACGGGUAUCCAACUCCACCAAAAUCCGUUUACGUGUAACGUUCAGCAACGAGACCCUGUAUGAAAGAUUGCCCAACAUUCAUCUCCGCCGCACCGUAUACACGACAGGGGAAUGACACCGUAACGUUCAGCUCUUCUCUCAUUUGUCAGCUUUUACCGCCAAAGACCGUUUGUUUUGUCAUCCCUGGGAAGCGAGUUUUACAACCGCGGUUUUAAGCCCUUUUAGACAGUCAUGUGAUUGUAACGUAACCCGACCGGAAAACACCGACGACGACGACAAACCAUCGCCGCCAAUGCUGGGUUUGAGAGGAACAGAGCAGCUGCGAGCCCAACGGAUAAGUCCUCCCCCCCACCCGGUAACAGACAACAACUCACCAAACUCCACGCGCGCUCGAGCGGAGGAAAGGUGGAAGAAUGGAGCUGGCCAAUCAUGGUCUUAUCCUUCUGCAGCAGCUCAAUGCACAGAGGGAGUUUGGCUUCCUGUGUGACUGCACAGUCGCCAUCGGUGACGUCUUUUUUAAAGCACACAAGGCCGUAUUGGCUGCAUUCUCAAACUACUUCAGAAUGCUAUUUAUACACCAGGACAGUGACUGUGUUCGCUUAAAGCCUGCAGACAUUCAGCCCGACAUCUUCAGCUACCUCCUCAAUCUGAUGUAUACUGGCAAACUGGCAACACAGCUGAUAGACCCGGCUCGUCUGGAGCAGGGCGUUAAGUUUCUCCAUGCCUACCCUCUCAUUCAGGAGGCCAGUCUUGCUAGCCAUUCAGCAUUCUCUCACCCUGAGGUCAGCCUUCCUCUCUCCUCCUCUCUUUAUGGCAUUCAAAUAUCAGACCAACAGGCCUCGAGCACAAAAUGUCUCCCAGCGAGAACGCAAUUGUCUUCACCAUUUGAUUUGGAAGGCAGUGGUUUGCUCGAUGGGAAGUUUGUGACCACAAAUAAAGCUGCUACCUCACUGACACGGUCUGGAUCCAAACACAGGCAUGCUCUGUCAGAAAUGGAGGUAGAGGCAUCUGCAAGCACCAAUCAGUUUCUGAGGGAAAGCGCUGAGAUGGAAACAUCUGCAGGGGAGACCCCAUCUUGCUCCAUGAGUACCAACACAAUUCUACAUGUGAAGCCCAGCAUUAUGAAACGAAGUUCAUCUAUGAGAAAGCAUUACACGUGCCAUGUUUGCGGUGGCCGCUUCACCCAGCGAGGAGCCUUACGAGAGCACCUGCUCUUACACACUCAGGCAAUGCUCCCUCUGGUGUUAGAGCCAGGCAGUGCAGCUUCCCCCAUGGCGAAUGGAGAUGCUGCCACGCCAGAUGUGGAGGAAGUUUUUAGAGGCAGGGAAGCUGCUGCAGCCACCCCUGUCAUCGUGGACAUUGCAAGCGAUAGUGAGCAGCUUCUGUACUCUAAAGACUCUCUAUAUGCAGAAACUGCAAUGCCAGUCCCUACAACAACAGCAGUCAGCCUGUGUACAGCGCAGCCCCAGGCGGACACACCUCCUCCAUCCGAUAUUGCUGACAUCGACAACUUGGAGGGUGCGGCAGACAUGGAGCGGGAAGUGAAGCGAAGGAAAUAUGAGUGCUCCACUUGUGGCCGCAAGUUCAUACAGAAGAGCCACUGGAGAGAGCACAUGUAUAUCCACACAGGCAAGCCCUACCGCUGCAGCGCCUGCGGCAAAAGCUUCUGCCGGGCCAACCAGGCGGCGCGACACGUUUGCAUGAAUCAGGGCUCUGAGCCAGCGUACACCAUGGUGGAUCGACAGAGCAUGGAGCUUUGUGCAGCUGAUGACUCCAGCCAAAUGGAGGCUCUGUUUCUUGGCUCUUCAGGGAGACCUUACAAAUGCAAUGUAUGUGAAAUGACAUUCUCCAGUCCCAAUGAGGUAAUCAAACACCUGUGCUUUAACCAGGUGACUCUCUCUGGUGGGGCAGCUCUAGGAAUGGGAAUUAGUGGGCUAAACAGUGACAACCUGGCCAAAGAUGAAGGUUCAGAUUCAUCCAGUGGUGGGCCAUUAAUAACACCCAUCAAAACUGAGGCAUGCUUUGUGGAAUAGUUCCACAUGCAUUCACUUCAAAAUAUAUAUAUAUAUAUAUUUUUUUAAUGUAUUGCAUUUGAUUUGUUUGGGGAUAAAUUAUAAUCAGAAGUUAAGCUAACAGUACAGAUGAGAAUUCUACUUCUACUGAAAAGAACUUCUACUUUCUGUGUUGUGCAUUUUAAAUGCAGAACCAACUCUCAUGAAUUUGGUUACUAUAUUUAUAACAGAUUUACUAUAUGAUUAUUCCACCGAGAUGCCCAGAAGACCAACUUUCCUGGUUUACUCAGGUCAUUUGCACAGUUUGUGUUGUGUUUAAAGUUCUUCCUGUGACUAUAUGUCUACAGGAAAAGGAUGUAGUGAACUUUUGUAAUCCUACACGUUCAUCACAAUGUGCGGAUCAGAUGUAGACUGGAAGUUUGGUAAUUCAAGUAAAUAUAUAAAAAUUAAAAAAAGUAAAUCCUUAGUUUGUGGGUGUCAUGGUGGAAUCUCCAGUAAUGUAUUUUGUAUGGUGUCUCCAUACAAAGCAAAAUCUCAACAUCUCAGUAUGUCAGCUUUUCUGAGCAGCUAAGUUUGCGGCUUGAUUUAUGGAACAAGUGUCCUUCUCUACCCCAACUGUUACACCUGUUUCAGACAUGCAGUAUCAGACUAAUCUGAAAUUUGCAUCAAAGAGUAAUUCUAGGGUAGAGGAUCAAAGCCAAUUUUAGCUGCUAGUGCCUCCAAGGAGUUACAUUGAUCUGACAGAAUUUUUAGAUUUUUUUUCUGACACUGUUUCUAAUUUCUCUUUAAGUGCUUUGGGUUAGCAAGAGCAAGGUGUAAGUGUAUAUAACCUUAAUUUCUGCAGUGCCAGAGCACAUGUCAUACAUACUUUUUAUUAUUUUAUAUUUUAGUUAAUGUGACCCACAAUAUAUUUGCCUAUAAUUGUCAUUUUGUGUAAUUUGUCAAUUUGUUACAGUGUUGUUUUUUGUGCCAAUACCACAUAGAUGAUAAACAUCCAUGCCAUAAAAUCAUCUUUCUUUUGAUUGGAUGCAUCAGGCUCUUCACAUGUUCUGUUGCUUUCAUUGUGGGUAAACGUGUUAACAGUUGGACUAUGCUUAAUCCACAAACUUUUACUGUGUGUGAAUUUAGAAAACACUGUGGACAAUCUUAAAUGUGUACAUAACAUUCCUUAAAGGGAGAUAUUUCUGUCGUUCCCCAUCAAAUGAUUUACGUGAAUAUGCUCUUAAAUUCCUUAUUUUUGAGUUUUAUAUAACUUUUCAAAUUUUAUAUACAGUGCUGUAUUUACAAAGAAUUUUAUAAUCUCAAAAGUUGUAUAUUGAUAAUUACAUUUAUUGUAGAUGAUUAUCCAUUUUAGUGCAGCACAACUUUGUGUACUUGUAGUUUAUAUGUACUGGCUGUCUUGGUAUUGAAGACAUUAGUUCAUUUUAAUGCAACUGACAGUGAGGUCAUGCUGUUAAAGCACUGAUAUUUACUAAAGAACCCUGACUACUCUGAUUAAUAUAAUUGUUCUACAUCAGGAAACGUCUAUCAUUUAAAACCAGAGCAAUUUACAUUCAGUGCAAAAUAUUUUCUAAUUUUUAUUUGUAGAGAUCUUGUAGGAAUAUACUUAACAGGGCACUGUGAGUUAAAUUACUACUGAAUAAUGAAUUCAAGUCGGGGUAUAAUAAUGUUUUGUUAUAACCAGGGUUUUUUUUUUUUGGUGUUGUGACUAAAGAGAAUUUGUCCAAGGCCUCCUGUUCCUUGCAUGUUUAAUCAUAUGUGUAAUGUCAUGCCUUUUUCAUUUAUAUUGUUACAGUUCUUUAAUGUUUGUGCACAUGCAAGUUGUAAUUCUUUGAGGGAGUUAUAGGGAGGGGAGAGGGCAAAGGCAGCCCCUCAAAUGCACAAACCCCAAAAGCCAAGACAAACAUACUGUGAUCUCUCACUCCUCAGGAACAUGAACAGUUGUCUCUGGAAAAAAAUGCUUUCUUUGCAUUUUCAUUGUGAAUAAUGGAUAAUAAAUCCUUAUGUUUUUUGAAGAGUGCAGUAGGCUAUGUUUUAAUAACAGUAUGAAGUAUUUCAUUAUUUU
Messenger RNA from Xyrauchen texanus (razorback sucker), 4203 nucleotides. RefSeq names its product zinc finger and BTB domain containing 2b (gene zbtb2b). Lineage: Eukaryota; Metazoa; Chordata; Actinopteri; Cypriniformes; Catostomidae. Gene Ontology annotation, biological process: regulation of transcription by RNA polymerase II. The record is from RefSeq and is a predicted model, not a curated record. Gene Ontology annotation, cellular component: nucleus. Bases 540 to 2159 code for a protein of 539 amino acids. Gene Ontology annotation, molecular function: DNA-binding transcription factor activity, RNA polymerase II-specific; protein binding; RNA polymerase II cis-regulatory region sequence-specific DNA binding. The transcript has 3 exons.